AUGAACAAGUAGACCAAAGUGACGCAAUCACGUGCACCUACUUCACGAAAUCAAAACAAGUUUUCCUUGAAAUAUGUUCCCUCGUCUAAGUGACGUCAUGUUUAUGACAAAACUUUCACAGUUAUUCGAGUCAUCGUUGAAUAUUAUCCAAAAGUAUUUCCCCAUCAGUUCUUGAACUGUGAAUUUGUUUUGAUUUUCUUAAAAAAAUGGCAGAUAAUACCACGUGGAAAUUUGUUGUGUGGGAGCGUUUGAAUAAAACUGGGAAAUGGUGUCCAUAUUCUGCUGACGUAUCUCAAUUUUUAGAACAAAGUUAUAAAAAGGAUUUGGAUGAAGUUUCAUUAAGCGAUGUUGAUGAAAAUCUGAAAAUUUAUAACGUGAAUUUCAAAGAUAUGGUUCAAAUCUCGACUGCUACAGGAACAAAAUCUACUAUUAGAAGACGGAUGUGUAAUAAAGAUGAUUUGUUAUGUAGUGGUUUUACCUGGCAGUGGCAUGAUGAUCAUGAUGUAUGGCAUUCAUAUGAUGUUGAAGUAAAUAACUUUAUUGAGAAAGCGUAUGUUGAGGGCUUGAAGCAUGUUACUCUUAAAAAAGUAUUCCGUGGGUAUAAUUAUGAAAUUGAUUUCAAGAAAAUGUUACAAAUCAACAAGCAAACAAAGCGUAAGAGGUCUAUUAGAAGAAUUCAAAGUGCUUCUCCUUAUCCAGUAUCUACAGAUGAUUCUAUUGCGACUCAACCCACAACUGACUCCACCACUGAUAGUGCCUUUAGUACUGUGAAAGGUGCGGAUUAUUCUCACUUUAUGAAUGAUAUACCAGGUACCGAUGCUUUAUUACAACAAAUGAAUCAGUAUGUCAGAAAUGUUAAGAGAAGCUAUAUUACAGAUAAUGGUGUUGAUGUUUCUACUGUUAAUGAGCUAAUUAGAAAUGAAGAUGUAAAUAACCAUGAUGAUUUAUUAACCUGUGAUACCAAUCAAAAUUCGUAUGGAAAUCAAUCACAUACUGCAGCAAUAAACAAUUCUACAGUUGCCCUUGUCAAUGGUAGACCAUGGUUUCACAGUCGACCUCCUCAUACACCGCAAUCUCUUUUAAAACCUGUUCCUGGAAUUGAUCCAAUAUCCGCCUGUAGCAGAAAAACUAAAAGAAAGAAGAAAGUGAAACUUGCAAAUUAUGAAGAAAUGGAUACUGGAAUUGAAGAUGUCUUGAGUGAAUAUACCAAGGAAGUUAAUUUGGAUAUAUCGAAUUCUAAAGACGAAGAUUGUAUUAUCUGUUGUGAACCUUUAUCUGGUGGAUCCUCCUACGAUGAUGAUUGCAGUAUUGUACAACUUAAAUUGUGUCCACACAUAUUUCAUAAAUCAUGUCUUUUAGCUAUGUAUAAUAGUGGACCAAAAGAUAAGUGCCUUCAGUGUCCUGUAUGCAAGAAAAUUCAUGGUGUAAAAUAUGGAAUUCAGCCUCCUGGUGACAUGAUUUAUCAUAUUUUGCCUUAUUCAUUACCAGGAUAUCCUGAAUGUGAUACAAUACGGAUUAUUUAUGAUAUUCCUUCAGGAACUCAAGGGCCGGAACAUCCUAUGCCUGGAAAGAAGUACACAUCUAGAGGCUUUCCUCGUCAUUGUUUUCUUCCUGACAAUGAAAUGGGCAGAAAGGUUUUGCGUUUGCUGAUAAAAGCAUGGAAGAGGCGUUUAAUUUUCACAAUAGGGCGUUCUUCCACAACUGGGGAAGAGAAUACUGUCACUUGGAAUGAAAUCCAUCAUAAAACAGAAUUUGGAUACAGUCGAAGAGGGCAUGGUUUUCCAGAUCCAAAUUAUUUUAAUAAUGUUUUGGCCGAACUAGAGGCUCAUGGUGUAGUAGAUGAUGAUGUAUAUAUGUGGUAUCCUGCUUAAAGUUAUUUCAUUAAUUUCUAUAUAUGUAAUAUAUUAUGAUUUCUACAUUGUAUAUUUGAAAAGAAUUAUUAUUUUCUUACGAUUUUUGUAAAUAUUUCUAGAAUUCUAUUUUUUAUUGAGAAUUGUAUAUGGCCUCUUUAAAGGAAUUUUGUUAAUUUAUAAAUGUAUGAUAUAAUAUACUCACUAUGUUGUAAUAAUAAAUAUAUAUCACUGCA
Argiope bruennichi is the source of this 2086-nucleotide messenger RNA. RefSeq names its product E3 ubiquitin-protein ligase DTX1-like (gene dx). The transcript has 10 exons. The coding region runs from base 207 to 1871 and encodes 554 amino acids. Gene Ontology annotation, biological process: anaphase-promoting complex-dependent catabolic process; Notch signaling pathway; protein ubiquitination. Lineage: Eukaryota; Metazoa; Arthropoda; Arachnida; Araneae; Araneidae. The record is from RefSeq and is a predicted model, not a curated record. Gene Ontology annotation, cellular component: anaphase-promoting complex; nucleoplasm. Gene Ontology annotation, molecular function: zinc ion binding; ubiquitin protein ligase activity; cullin family protein binding.